UCAUGAAACUUAGCGAAAUAAAAUCCAGGGAAAGAAAGAGGUAUCGUAGCCAGCAGCAUCCUAACUGGUUCACCAAAUGAGUCCAGAGAGAGAAAGCUGCAACUCACGGCACUUCACAUGGCUCAUGAAAUCUUGCUUUCCCAAUCCUCACGAUACCACAACAACAACAACCACAAAACACUCAUCACAACCGCAACCCCACCCUACUUCCCCUGCACACGCCACCACAAUAUCCUCCCUCCCAGACGACAUCGUUUUAGAUUUCCUCACUCGCGUUCCUCCUUCUUCCCUUCCUUCUCUUUCCCUCGUCUGCCUUUCCCUCGUCUGCCGUCGCUGGUCCCGCAUCCUCCACUCCUCCGACUUCUCCGACCUCCGCCGCCACCUCAAACUCAUCCGCCACACAGCCAUUGCCCUCACCGCCACCGAUUUCGGAUUCUCCGCCGCAUCUCUCCUCGACGGCGCUUGGAACCCUUCCUUUUUCCUCCCUUGCUACGACGCUAUCUCCCUCCAUAAUUUCCAUUCUCUCAUAUCUCAAGCGCGCGUCGCUUCGAUUGGUUCCAGAAUUUUCAUCGUCGGGAGUAAUGCUACUGUGCGGUACGACACAUGGGCGGGAACGGUGGUCCCUCGCUCCAACAUGAUCUUCCCUCGAAAGAAAUUCGCACUGGCCGCCGUUUCCGGGAAAAUAUACAUCGCAGGUGGAUGUUCCAGGACUUCUGCGGUUGAAGAGUAUGAUCCAAUAACAAACACGUGGAGCGUGGUUUCGCACGCGCCGAGGAGGAGGUACGGUUGCAUUGGAGCUUCUACCGACGGAGUUUUCUACGUCAUUGGUGGGUUGAGAAUUGGCGCGGCAGAGCAGAACGAAAUCUCACGCGCUGUAUUGGGAACUGAGGCUCGCGCAGCUUAUGCUAGCUCAAUGGAUUUGUAUGACGUGGAAGGACGUAAUUGGCUUAGGAGUCGUGCGGUUCCCGGCGGAGGUUGCGUGGUUGCCGCUUGUGCUUCUGCUGGAAAAGUAUACGUGCUGACUAGCCAUACGGUGGAACUUUGGUUUUGGAGUUUUGAGGCACAGAGGAAAUGUGGAGGUCGCGGUGGCGCGUUGGGAGAGUGGUGUAGGAUAAAGAGUCCGCCGCUGCCUGUGCAGGUUAGAGUGGAUACAAGAAUGAGAUUCAGUUGUGUGGGAAUGGGAGAAAAGGUUGUGUUGAUCCAAGUUGCUGGAUGCGUGAACGCAGAGAGGAGGGGCGGUUCAAAAGAAGGAUUUGUUUUGGUGUAUGAUUGUGUGACCGGAGAGUGGGAAAGAGGGGCUGAUUUGCCGGAGGUGUAUCGACGCGCCGCCUAUGUGAGUGUGGAAUGUUGAAUUAACGUGUGUAGUGAGACCAGCAGACAAUGCUGCGUGAAAGCUCAUAGGAUAGGAUUAGGGGUAUCUAAAAUCGAAGUUUGUGGGCCAUUGAAAGCGAUCGGUUUAUUAAUUAGUUAAUCUUUUUUGGAACGAGAAUUAGCUGUGAUAGGUCUAUUUUGGCUUGUUCUCUGUAAUUUAGUUUACCUUUUCAUUUUAAUUUUAACAUAAAAACUGUUGAAAAUUGAUUCACAUUUAUUGUCAUCGAACCUGUCUUAUUGAUUUGGCAAGGUUUAGUAACAUCUUUGUAUCUCAUAA
Messenger RNA from Cicer arietinum (chickpea), 1648 nucleotides. RefSeq names its product F-box/kelch-repeat protein At5g26960. Lineage: Eukaryota; Viridiplantae; Streptophyta; Magnoliopsida; Fabales; Fabaceae. Gene Ontology annotation, molecular function: protein binding. The record is from RefSeq and is a predicted model, not a curated record.